Pseudozyma flocculosa PF-1 is the source of this 1218-nucleotide messenger RNA. RefSeq lists its product as uncharacterized. The record is from RefSeq and is a predicted model, not a curated record. Bases 1 to 1218 code for a protein of 405 amino acids. The transcript is spliced from 2 exons. Gene Ontology annotation, biological process: mitotic DNA replication termination; site-specific DNA replication termination at RTS1 barrier. Gene Ontology annotation, cellular component: nucleus. Lineage: Eukaryota; Fungi; Basidiomycota; Ustilaginomycetes; Ustilaginales; Ustilaginaceae.
AUGGGCAACGACGGAGGAUCCAUCGCUCGCCGCGACGAGCUCGUCCGCACAAAGGCCGUCCUGGAAAAGGCCGAUCCAGAGACCAUCCGCCAGGCCCUCUGGUCGCUCUGCACCCUCUCUCGCCAGCCUCUGCGCGCACCCAUCGUCUCAGACGCCCUCGGCCGCCUCUACAACAAGGACGCCGUCGUCCACUACCUCCUCCACCGCGGCGACCGUCCAAAGGGCGGCAUCGACGACAUCGCAGCCGGCCACAUCCGCGGCCUCAAGGACGUACGCGAGCUCAAGCUCACAAAGAACCCAAACUUCCGCCCGCCUUCGCCCACCAGCACCUCGUCCGAGUCCAACGCCGCCCCCUUCAUCUGCCCGCUCACCUCCAAGGACAUGAACGGCAAGUACCGCUUCGUCUACCUCCAGCCCUGCGGCUGCGUCAUGAGCGAAAGCGGCCUCCGCGCCAUCGCCUCUGAGGUCAAAUCGACCAGGCCCUCGUCAUCGUCCAGCGCCACCACCACCACCACCACCGCCACCACGAACGGCAGCGACGACACCCUUCGCCAGUGCCCGCUCUGUGGCACCGACUUCCGUGCCAGCAACCUGGCCAAGGGCAAGGAGCCGGAAGCCGGCGGCCAAGUCGUCGUCAUCAACCCGUCCAACGGCGAAGAGGACGCUAUGCGCAAAGCCAUGGAGGCGGCGCGCGCAAAGGAAGCCGCACGAAAGGCGGCCACUAAAGCGGCGGGCUCAGCCAACGGUGGCGGGCAUGCGGCCGACGGCGGCGAAGAUGCCGCGACGAGAGAGGAGAAGAAGCGGAAAAAGGCCGAGAAGAAGGCGGCGCGGGAAGCCAAGAUUGCCGCGCUGACGGCCGAGCUGGCGCAUGACGGCAGUGGCGGCGGCGGCGACGGCAAAGCUGCGUCACUGCGUCGAUCUGCAGAUGGACUUGGCGACGCGGAACGAGAUGGCGACAAUGACCUCGACGAUGCGCUCACGCCGUCAGCCAAGCGCGCCAAGCUCGAGGAAUCGACGCGGCCCACCAUGAGCGCCACCGCGCCGGGCGUCUCUGCAGCGAUGCGGGUGGCUGAGUUGACGCGGCAACAGAAUGCCGCCGUCAAGAGCCGCGCUCAGCCCGUCAGUGCGGCCAUCGCCAGCCUGUACGGGCCCGGCAAGGACGCCGGCGGCAAGCCGACCAAGGAGAGCUGGAUGAACCGCAGCACCUGCUCGGGCUGA